Molecule: messenger RNA, 3815 nt
Organism: Acipenser ruthenus (sterlet)
Lineage: Eukaryota; Metazoa; Chordata; Actinopteri; Acipenseriformes; Acipenseridae
Product: cytochrome P450 1B1-like
Exons: 3
Coding region: 544-2154 (536 amino acids)
Biological process (GO): progesterone metabolic process; hormone biosynthetic process
Molecular function (GO): heme binding; steroid 17-alpha-monooxygenase activity; iron ion binding
Source: RefSeq, a predicted model, not a curated record
UACAGAGACAGGAGCUCACGAAUUGAAGCGCACACAGAGCUUGGCUGGGAAAUCGACAUUUAAUGCAGAUCUUAUAUAAAGGGUUUGUUUAGAAAGACGGAAUUAAUUUUGUGGAUCUUCAUUCUUAUUAUAUACAGGCCUUUAUAUAUUAUUAUAUAUAUAUGUUAUUUGAUUGGUGUAUGCAGCUAAACGUUUUUUUUUCACGUUUCCAGAUCCUAUUCCCAGAACUGUCACAAAACACGAUGUACUAAAAUGAAAAUUGGUGACAAGUUUGAUUUGUGGACACCUUGACAACGACGACUUCUCAGCGAAAUGCAGCUGUCUAGGUUGCACCAGUUGCAGUGAAAACACCGCUGUCAACUUAUUUUGUGAUCAAAGUACCUGCGUGCAGUUUACCUGGCGUGUCCCUUUGAUCAAUUACUGCGUUAAGAGCGGGCUGAAUUCCAGUUUACAGGAGCAGAGACAGCACUGUGCUAUUUGAUUGGUUUAUAAUUCUUAAUAUAAACUAUAAACCGGUUUCCUUUCUGCAAUCCAGGUCCUAAGAUGAAAAUGAUCAGGAUUUUGGAGGAGAUUUUCAGACAGUCCCCGCAGAGCGUUUUGCUGGUUUCCUUGACGGUAUUAGCAGUCAUACAUUUGUGGAGAUGGUUUCAGAAAUGGGUUAGGAGCACAAAGAAGGGGCCAGGUCCACCUGGUCCUUUCCCUUGGCCAGUAAUCGGAAACGCCGCCCAAAUUGGCAGCACCCCGCAUAUAUCAUUCACCAAGAUGGCACAACAAUACGGAGACGUCUUCCAAAUCAAACUGGGCAGUCGCAACGUAGUGGUCCUCAAUGGCGAGGAUACCAUUAAGCAAGCGCUCAUCAAGAAAGGGACGGACUUCGCUGGCAGACCCGAUUUCAUCUCCUUCAAAUUGGUCUCCGGUGGAAAGAGCUUGGCAUUUGGGAGUUACAGCAACUUGUGGAAGGCGCACAGAAGGAUCGCCCAGUCCACAGUCAGAGCGUUCUCUACCAGCAACCCGCAAACCAAAAAAGCAUUCGAGCAGCACAUUAUAAGCGAGAUUAGGGAACUGGUCAAGGUUUUUCUGAAGAAAACGAAGCAGGAGAAGUAUUUCCGACCGAGUCAGAUCCUGACUGUGGCCACCGCCAAUAUAAUAAGCGCGCUGUGUUUUGGGAAGAGAUACAGCUACGAGGACGUGGAGUUUAAAUCGGUGGUUGGCAGGAACAACCAGUUCACUGAAACAGUAGGGGCUGGGAGUCUUGUGGACGUCAUGCCGUGGUUGCAGAGUUUUCCAAACCCAAUUAAGACUAUGUUUGGCAACUUUAAGAAUCUCAACUUAGAGUUUUUCGCAUUCAUCGAAGAUAAAGUGACCCAGCACCGUGCCACCAUUAAACCGGGGAUCAUUAGGGAUAUGACGGAUGCUUUCAUCCUGGCGCUCGACCAAGGCAAGCGUGGAACUAACGGGGUUCUGUUGGGAAAAGAGCACGUGCCUCCCACUGUCUGUGAUAUCUUUGGGGCGAGCCAGGACACCCUCUCCACCGCACUGCAGUGGAUAGUCCUGCUUCUCAUCCGGUUUCCUGAGAUGCAGACCAGGCUUCAGCAAGAGGUAGACAACGUUGUUGAUAGAACUCGCCUGCCGUCAAUUGAAGACCAGCCCAGUUUGCCCUAUGUCAUGGCAUUCAUCUAUGAAGCCAUGCGCUUCUCCAGUUUCAUGCCAGGCACUAUUCCCCAUUCCACUACUACUGACACCUCAGUAAACGGCUACCACAUUCCUAAAAACACGGUUAUCUUUAUAAACCAGUGGUCAGUCAACCACAAUGCGCAGAAGUGGGCUAAUCCAGGAGUCUUUGAUCCAACAAGGUUUGUGUCUAAGACUGGGGAUCUCAACAAGGACCUCACAAACAGCGUUUUAAUCUUCUCCGUUGGAAAGAGGAGAUGCAUUGGAGAAGAGCUCUCCAAAAUGCAACUUUUUCUUUAUACAGCUAUACUGGCACAUCAGUGUAACUUUAUUGCAAAUCCGGAUGAGCCAAGCACACUGGACUCCUGUUAUGGUCUGACUCUGAAACCGACUCCAUUCUCCAUCGCAGUAACACACAGGGGCAGCAUGGAUGUGAUGGACUCUUAUGUCACGGACCUGCAGAAAGCUGACAACAGCAUGUAAACGAAUAUAACUGAACUGAUUCUACAACAAAUGAAGGUAAAGAAGAAUACAGAAGUUGGUUUGCUGAGUGGCCCCUUUUGCCACUAAGUGUUUCUUAGAUGGAUGAUCAGUGAAAAAUAGAAUUAUCCUGCCUUUUUACAUUACAGGACUUGAAUGACAUACAUAACCUUUUAACAUGAUUAAACUGGUGUUCAUUAAACACAAAAUGUGUUUAGUUUCAUUUGGCAUACACAAACAUGAGUAUGAUUGUACUAACUGCUGUCACCAGUAUUAUUUAAACUCUCUGCUUUUGUCUUAUACAUACUAGCCUAAAUGACUAAAAUGUUCACAUGUUAAACACAUUUUGCCUUGUAAAUAGAGUAAUUUACUUUUAUUGCUUUAGUUAAUAAAAGUUAGUUUGUAUCAAAUCUGUUUCAUUUAUGUUUUUUUUUUUUAAAUGAAAAGCAAAUGCUGUCAUUUUACACAUGCCAAUGUUUUCUGCCAAUCACAUGUACUGUACAUGUAUUUUUGCGCUUUGAAACAAUUUACAUACAGCCUUAAGUACUUUUUUGAUAAUGUGAUUUUUGUAAAUUUAAACCUUCUGAAAGGAUCUGUUCUUAACCAAAUACGCUGGCCUUGCUGUGAGCUGCGAGUCAAGACAAUUUGAGCUAAUUCACAAGUCUUCAGUGUUUUUCACUCAGGUCACAAGUCUCAACACAGUGGACAUUAGUCUACAACACAAAACAACCACAUAACUCAGAGUAAGUAGCAGUCUCUGCUUGAAAGAGACACAGGACUGAAUAGCAGAUGACUUUAAACCACGGGUGGCCAAAGUUGGCCCUUCCAGUCCUGAUUGUUGUUCCAACCCUGUAAAUUGAACCAAUUAAACCUGCACCCAGACCCCAAAGUAGUUCAUUAUGUCAACUGUUUUUAAUUAGCCUAAAUAUGAACUACUGCUAUAUAGCCUAAAUAGCACUGGGUCCCAUCCCUAACCUAUGAAUUCCAGUUCAGAUCUUUAUUCCAACCAUGUAGUACUUUGAUUGUUUAACUAUCCAGUGCCUAGCUGGUGCUGAGAGCUGUGAUAUUUUAACAAUAGCGAUACAGGCUGUAUAAUUAAAAUCUGUAAAUAUGCCAAUAUUAGAUGUAGAGCACUGACACACCUUGCAUGUAGUUUUUCUUACAUCCUAAAAAGGGUGCUAUGCUAUUUCUCUCAUUCUAAAUACAAAAACAAACAAACAAACAAACAGAAAAACAUGAAUCUCAGGGGUUUAAAAACUGCAAAAGAAAUCCUGAAUUUAGCCUGUGUUACUACUGUAGAAAAUAGUAAUCAUGCUUCCAGUUUAGAUCUAUAUUAGAUCAGCUACUGUUUAUCUUUUAUAUUGUGAGAUAUAUUGUGAAACAAGUUACACAGUUUGUCUUUUAUUAUAAAAAAGUUAUAAUUAUACAUGGUUGUAGAAUUCUAUGUUUUGUUGAAAACUGUAUUUCUUUAUAUUGUUAUAAGCUUACAAAUAUGUAGAUGGCUGGUGUUCUGAGUAUUUUUGUAUUUUUUAUCAUACAUUUUUUUAAAGUUAACUGUUUUUGGGUUUAUUAUAUAUAUAUAUAUAUAAUACAUUUACAGUAACAUAUAUAUAUAUUGCAUUUAUACUGCUAAUUAAACUAACAUCUUAUUAAUUUGUAAUCAG